Molecule: messenger RNA, 4760 nt
Organism: Ixodes scapularis (black-legged tick)
Lineage: Eukaryota; Metazoa; Arthropoda; Arachnida; Ixodida; Ixodidae
Product: zinc finger CCCH domain-containing protein 4
Exons: 10
Coding region: 368-4198 (1276 amino acids)
Biological process (GO): negative regulation of DNA-templated transcription
Cellular component (GO): nucleus
Molecular function (GO): metal ion binding; RNA binding
Source: RefSeq, a predicted model, not a curated record
GAGAAAAACACCGAACUGUUGAAACGCGUGAGCAGUUUUAUUUUUGUUAAAGUUUGAUGACGUAGGUUAACACCCCGAGGUCCGCGAUUCCGCGUAGCCGCUUGCGUGCGCGGACCAAUCAGAGCGUUCCAGCGCGGCGACAUGACGUGUUCGUAUCCGCCGUGGACAAUGACGACGACGACGACGCUGUCGGGCAAAUGUGGUGUUUCCCUGGCGAGACGCAGUGUUUUCCGCCGACAAUCGAAGGACUAUGUCCGCGACUAGCGCUAACAUUUGGCCAUCACGCUGAAAACCGCCACCCGAUAACAAGACCGAUCUCUCCUGCAGUCGUGGCGCAGCACAUCCGAGAGCCGGCGGCCGCGCGUACAUGGCCCUUGAAAGUGUGUUCGCAAAAGCUCUCCCUAAGGUUGGGCAUGCGAACAGAUACACACAGAAUGGAGAAAUCCAAAGCGGUGGCACCGAUCCAGAUGACCCGGUGUCUCAGGCCGACCUGGAGGAGGGAGAGAUCAUCGACUCUGGUCAGGAGGACAGCGAUGAUCAACCGGCCAAAGGUACGGCGGCGUCCAAGGGGCCGGCUGGUCCGGGGGCCCAGGGCCCCAUGCGCAAGGGUCCCCCCCUGCCCCCCCAAGGAGGCCCCCAGGGAGUCCUCCAAGGAGGCCCCCAGGGAGGCCCCCAGGGAGGCCCCCUGGGCCUGCACCCCCCGUUCCCCAAGCUAGAGAAGCGCAAGCGCAAGAAGCGCAAGAAGGACCCCGAAGGAGGAGAACCCAAGCAGAAGCGGGCGCACUACGUGGACCACGAUCGGAUGGUGGACGACACAGUGUGGUUUCCGCCGGAGUCGAACGUGCCACUGGGACACCACCCCGGCGGCGGGCAGCACCCGGGCCACCGCGGCGGCGGGCGGGGGGGACACCACCCCCACCUCCCGCAGCCCCACCACCAGCACCCCCAUGGUGGACCCAUGCCUCCGAGGGAAUUCGGGUCCCCGGGACCGUACGACGACGGCUUCAUGCAGUCCCCCCGUGGCUGCAACUCGCCCGACGGGGGUCCGGGGGGCCCCGAAUGUCCCCAGGAGGGGAUGGGUGGUCCCCCCCACCAGGGGUUCCCACAGGGGGGCCGGGGGGCCCACAGGGGCAGGGGUGGCAAGCCUCACCCCAUGGACAUGCGGAGGGGGCCUCCCAAGAAGAAGAGGAGGAAGAAGCUCAUGGGAGGGGCCAGGGGCAACAAGAGGGGCGGCGGCGGAGGGGGGGACGGUUCCAAGUCACGCUCCGUCUGCAAGUUCUACCUCGAGUCCAAGUGCGUCAAGGGGGCCGAGUGCCCGUUCUCCCACGACGCACCUCAGGCACGCAAGCGCGACAUGUGCAAGUUCUACCUGAGUGGGUACUGUGCUCGCGGGGAACACUGCUCCUUCAUGCACCAGGAGUUCCCCUGCAAGUUCUUCCACACGGGGGCCAAGUGCUUUGCAGACGCCAGCUGCCGCUUCUCCCACCAGCCUCUGACGGAGGAGACUCAGCGCCUCCUCGGCAGGUACCUGGACAACAGCCACGGUCCGCCCCGCAUGGAAGAAGACAACGGCGGACCGCCAGACCGUGGGGACGGCGACAUGGGACCCCCUGAGGACAGGGGGGACCCGCGUGGACCCCCGGAGCGCGGGGAGGACCGGGGCGAAGGGGGGCCCCCGCCGGGGGAGGAGGAGUUCUUGGGGUGCCCGCCCCACAUGCUCAAGAGGCCCUCCUUGCUGGGCUCGCCCCCGCGGCACGUGAAAGAGGCCGCCGAGUCGUGGCGCAUGCAGUUCCUCGGCGGACCCCCCGGACCCCCGGGGGUCCCCUUCACCCAGCAGGGCCCCCCCAUGAUGAGCCCUCCCAGGGGACCGCCCCAGAUGGGCUUUCCACCGAGGCCAAGCUUCUACAUGGACACCCUGCAGUGCUCCCCAGUGCGGGGCAUGCCCAUGGCGGGUGGCACGCCGCCCCACGCCGGCCACCCCGGCAUGGGGCCCCUCCCGCUGUGCCUGGACGAAGGGUUUGGGCCAGGGCCCAUGCCCAUGGGUGGUGCCGGACCCCACCCUGGCGGUUUCUGCUCGCCGGACAUCUCUUCGCCGCCCCUUCAGGACCAAGGUCCUUCCUUUAUCGGCGAUCCCCGUUCCAUGGGCUCCGAUGGCAUGCCCCAGAUGGGAGUCUUCUUCGAUCCGAGCCAAGACCAGUCAAUGAGCCCACCCCCCCAGCAGCAGCAGCAGCAACCGCCGCCGCCGUCGCAACACCAACAGCAGUCCAUCCCUGGCCUAACACUGACUGAAUUUGAGGGUUCCCGCUCUUCGCCGCUGCCUCCCCAGCAGACCGCCAUCCCGGGACUGGACCUGGUCGACCAAGACUCGGCGCAGAGUCCGUCGAGGCAAGGCGGCAGCGACGACGCAGAGAAGGACGCAAACAACAGCGACGACGAGAUGUGGCAGCCGUCAGAGCGGAAGGGUCUCCCGCCAAACCUGCCGUGGCGCCAACGCCAGCUGUUCCUCCGGAUUCAGCAACAGCAGAAGGAGCAGCGGGCCGCCGAAGAGGGCGGGGCUCUGGCCGCGGAGUCUCCGAGCCAUCCGGCAGAGGCAGAGAAGGAGGAGCAGGGGUCGAAGGGCACCGAGGUGUUGGAGGAAGAAAAGAAAGCCGUGGCGGCUGUGGCUGCAGACGUCGGGAGCAGCGACGACGACGAGGACUACGACGACGACCAGCCGCUGACAGCCGUGCUCAAAAAGCUGCAGGAGCAGACGCCGGUGGAGGAAAGCAGCGCACCUGCCAAGUGCCCGGGCGGCACGGCAGUGCCACCGCUCCUGCCCACGCCGUCCGUCACUGCAGCCCCGUCCCCGGGAACCAUCAACUUCGCCGAGAUGAUGAGCAGAAUCGAGCAGCAAGUCCCCAGCCAAUCGCAGACAAACUUCUGGAAGCACCUCUUCUCCUCAGUGCCCGCGUCAGCGACGACCCCGGCCGUCGAGUCCGCCCCCGUCCCGACGCCGCCCACCCCAGCGCCACCCGCUAGCCGCGACCCCCGGCGCGCCCGCGCCGAAGCGCAGCAGCUUCCCAAAGCGCCGACGGAUGUGCCGCAGUCGUCAAGAGACCCCAGGCUCCGAGAAAAGCUGCCCCUGCCCCCACCUCCCAAGACUGAAGUCACGUUCGUCGAGUCAAAGGACGGGGACGCGCCGUACCGGCUUGUGUCGAUCCUGCGAGCAUUGCCAAACUACGACGACGUCGCGCGAGGCGGCUCGCUGCCCCAGUCCAAGCUCCGGAGCGACCCGCGUUUCGCCAAGUAUGUCGUCAACUUGCCGCCGGAAGCGCCUAAGCCCGCCGCCGUCGCAAAGCCCGCCGUCGCGAAGCCUUCGAUUUCGGAGCUUCCGUUCCCACCACCCCCGCCGCCGCCGCCCAAGCCCGUAGGUGUGAGCAGAAGAGAUCCGCGCAUGGCGCGUCACCUCGAGCAGCAGCAGCAGCACCCCCCGCCGGAAAAAAGGACAGUCGUCGCAGCGGAACCACAGAAAACCCCCGUUGCUGCGCCUGAAGUUCAUCGGCUUCCGCCCCAGGUACAACCGAUGGCCCCGAAAACGGAUCCGCGGAAAGCGGCUGCAAUGGCGGCAGCCUCUACACACGCGAAUGGAGGAACGGCCGUCCCUCCCAUCGUGAGGAUAGACCCGCGCCUAGCGAGACGGCUGGAGCAGAUGCAGCAGAAACAGCAGCAGCAGACGACGACGAUGGACUCUAGUAGUCCGGCCGUGAAGAAAGAUGAAGAGAUGGAAGUCACCGAACCCAUCGACACAAAACCGCCGCCUCCGCCUCCGCCGAAGCGGGAUCCGCGGCAGAAGAGCAAGAGCGUCCGGAAUCCGCGAGGGGGACUGGUGGCCCGCAAGAAUCGAAUGGACUACGCCUCGCCACUGAGCUCAUACGAGAGCGAGGGGGACAGGCCGAGCGGCUACAGCAGCUACCAGCGGCGACCGCAGCCGCGACCGCCCGUUCCUCCCGCCCCGGUCGAUGCGCCGCCCCUUGUCGCAGUCCCUCUGCCGGUUGCGUUGCCGAGCCCCGUGGUCCCCACGCCGAACCCCGCCCCGCAGAUCAUGCCGCCGCAGUCCGCGAUCAUCUCGGAUGCGCUGCUGUGCGACGCGGACCAAGCGAUCAAGUCACUGAAGGACGUUUUCAAGACGAAAGACCCCACCGCUUCUCCGUUCUGCUGAAGUGUUUUUUUUUUUUCUUCGCAUCAUUGUUGUUAUUGUAAAUACGAUAAACUCCAUAAAGACGAUCGCAAACUCGAGCAAGCGGCGGAAGUGAAAAACACUCGUGCUGGCUCGGGACGGUGCGAGGCGCCUCGAUGUACAUAGCUAAAACGUGCGGAAUGAUGCCUGUAGCGGAAGAUUCUCGACGUAAUGCGCAAGGUUCGUGCCGCGAUGCAUCGGAGGAUGCCGUCGAGACAAUCGGGAGGGGUGUACAAAGUUUCCCGGCAUGGCAGACUGUCGUUUCGAGGCCCCUUCCCACUCAGGCGGUCUGCGCGAGUGGUUUUGUCGGGCCUCUUCGACGCAUCUAAACAUCGUACGUUUCGUUUCGACCCAUUUCUUCUGGACGCCCGCGGCCAUUGUGGGGUUCGUGGAGCCCAUCUUGACUGCCCACCUCUCUUGCCCGGUGGCCCCGUUGCGCGUAGAAAGGUCAACACGGCGGCUCGGAUUGUCCGGCCGCGACGCCUUUUGUCGGGGUUCCUUCUUAAUGCCAAUAAAAGGACACCAAUAGCGUCUGUAUAGCUGA